AUAACGUCCUCUUCACCUCUUAUUCAAUUUUGAAAAUUUAGCUCAUUGAAGAACGAAAGUAUCGAAAAUUUCAAGGAAAGAAGCAGGUGUUAAUGAAGAAGAUCGACGAGACUAGUUUCUCGGUGUGUGAGUUCUGAGUUAUCGGACAUCCCCAGAAGUAAACAACAUGGCGCAUUCGGAUGUUAAUUUUUCCGAUACAUUUUCGGAUAAAUCAAAUUCUUCUAGUUUUGAAGGAACUUCAGAUGAAAAUGAAAAGCAGGAUAUAUUAGAAAAUAAUCCAAAUUCAAAUAUAGCACUACAUGUUUUAAAUAGGCAGGUUUAUGGACGAUUUACGAAAAGACCUAGAGCAAAGACUGAAAAAGUUUUUAGAAAUAUUCAUCCACAAUGCAGAGUCCCACUCAGUUCUCUAGUAAGGAAUACAGAAAAUAUGCAUCAUGUUUUCAUGGGAUUCACGGUAUGUGGAACGUAUUUUUUAAGUUUCACCGAAAAGAGUGCAGGUUCAGACCAAGAUAUUUUAUAUAUGCUCAAUUCAUCCUAUGAAUAUGAAUUACAUUUAUGGAGGUUCCAACCAGGAAUGGAAUUGAAAUAUAUAACAAGAUACAAAAUAUUCAAGCAACUCCAGGAUUCAACAAAUGUUCUGGACAACGUGAUGUUCAUGCAAUUCCCAUUAGAUCCAUAUAAAUUGAUUUGUUAUGGAGUUGUAUCGUCAAAUACUCCUAUGGCUUACAUGACUAUUUUAACUUUACCAUCAAAGAGUUGUAAACACUGUUGUAAGAACCCUGUCCAAAAAGGCAAAGAGGCUGUUUCUGAAGGUUGGUGCAUGAAACAUGGUUUCAUUUUACACUACACCCUACCACUUUCAAAUCCAUCCCCAGUAUUCAAUCCACAUAUCUCUUUAGCAUACCCAGAUUACUUAGUAGUUAAUACAGGUCACUAUAUUCAUAUUUUGAAUAUUAAUACAUCGAAUCCACCCCAAGCCAGUAGUAAUGCUGUUCCUAUUAAUAUCAAAGAUGAGGAUAAACUAGGAAUCAGUUUUAAUGAUACUCAGAGUGAAGCAUCAGAGACUAUCAGUGAUAAUUUUGAAACAAACAGUGUAGUGGAUGCCAUCUUAGAAGAUUUCAGUGAAUAUGAUCUGGAAAGUGGUGAAUGUAAUAAACCAUUUCAUGAACUCAACAUCUCCUGUGAACCAUUGAAUGUAACAGGUAAAAGCUAUCAUAACACACUAGUUCAAAAUAUUGUGGAUCCUCGAAUCAAAAGACUACAAACAUCGAAAGACUACCAAUUUCCAGUUCCUCAAAAUUCAACAGUGCAAAAAAAUUCGGAAAAGACAAAAAUCGAUUUAAAAAAUGCGGAAAAAGCAUAUGAAUUUAUUGAAGAGAAUGAAAAGUGUGAAAAGUUGAGUUUGUUCCGUAAAAAACGUUUGGCGGAAAAAAAGUAUGAGUUUUCGGAGGACAAUAUGGAGAAUAUCGUUCCAUUCAACUCUCUUCGACGGGAAAGACGUUUUUUCAGAAGGUGUAUUCGAUCUCCUGAUCUGAACAACCUCUUUUUAAGCCCUCGGUCGCCGGGUUUAAGGUCACCUAUCCAAUCACCUAGUUCUCGAAGUGGACAAUUUUCACCUGGUGGUGGACAUAAUGUGUACUGUACUUCCUUUCGCAACUCUCCUCAUCAUUUCAACCGUUCUCCAAUAUCGCCCAAAGAAACUACUAGGAAAUUCCAUAGCUAUUCUCCUUCAGGUCUUGAGAGUGAUUUUGAUAAUGACUCAAGACUGAUUAUGAAAUCUAAUGGUACAAGUUAUGGACACUUGUCGAGUUUCACGGGUAUUGGUGGUGGAGGAGGAGUAGAGAAUUUUAGAUCUAAUCAUUGUGGAUUGCUUAUAGUGGAUGCUACUGGAAAAGAUAAUACCCCCAAGUGGAUCAAGAAAGUUGUUCGUAGAUAUUCCAAUGGAGACUUCGAAAAUGGUUCCUUAUUAAGUGGACACAGUAGAGAUGAUUACAACAUUCCCAUAGAAAUCCCCUUGAUUGCUCAAACACUAUCCGAUCAACUGCUGGAUGUUGUACAAGAUUUCAAGUUGGAUCAUAUAACGCAGAUGCAUUUAAUUGUUACCCAAAGAACAUUUGACUGUGAACAGUUCAUACAGAGGAGAGCUCAACAACUUUGUACUGAAUCACAAUUACAAUUUUUGCAUUGUCAGGACUAUGAUGUGAAGAUGAUACAUAUCUGUCCAAUGGAUGGUGAUAUAGUUUGUAAGGCCACGAUAAAAAUUGGAGCUUUGAAAAAUGUUUCUAAUUGUAAACCAGCUAUCUAUUGCUCCGAGUUUAUUUUUAUAUGGAAUAUUGCAACAGACGCUUUCAAGUUACUUUACACGCCCACCGAAAAACUUUGUUCAGUGAAAAGUUUCAAGCCAUUGCCACCGUUAAAGUUUCCUAGGAUCAAUUGCCAAAAAGUUAUGGUUUUGGACUAUGGAUUCAUGUCAACGAAAACUGUUCUCAGGGAUUAUUCUAGUAAUUAUGAAAUUUAUCUCAAUGAGGGAGAAUUGCCUUGUAUGAGUAGUAAUAGGACUUUUUGGUUUUCUGAAGAUUUCUUCUCUGAAUCAGAAGCCAUGUAUGAUUUCGAAGAAAAUUCAUUGUGAAAUACUCGACUGCCAUUUAUCUCCUGAACUUGCCUUUUUCAUAAAUAAUAUUAGAAAUGAUAUUUUAUAAAUACUGAAAGUUAGUUGGAUAUUACCUGUGAUUUUAAAUGUACUGAGUAAUAAAUUAUUUAUGUUCUUGCUUUU
This is a messenger RNA of Coccinella septempunctata (seven-spotted ladybird), 2773 nucleotides long. RefSeq lists its product as uncharacterized. Gene Ontology annotation, biological process: protein ubiquitination. The record is from RefSeq and is a predicted model, not a curated record. Bases 167 to 2629 code for a protein of 820 amino acids. Lineage: Eukaryota; Metazoa; Arthropoda; Insecta; Coleoptera; Coccinellidae. Gene Ontology annotation, cellular component: Cul4-RING E3 ubiquitin ligase complex. The transcript is spliced from 8 exons.